This is a messenger RNA of Brassica oleracea var. oleracea, 3537 nucleotides long. RefSeq lists its product as uncharacterized. Gene Ontology annotation, molecular function: nucleic acid binding; zinc ion binding. The transcript is spliced from 3 exons. Lineage: Eukaryota; Viridiplantae; Streptophyta; Magnoliopsida; Brassicales; Brassicaceae. Gene Ontology annotation, biological process: DNA integration. The coding region runs from base 1 to 3537 and encodes 1178 amino acids. The record is from RefSeq and is a predicted model, not a curated record.
AUGACUCCUCGUCCAAACGAAUGGACACAGAUGCAGCAGUUCCUCGAAGACUUUCAGGAGAAUUUCCAAGACAAUAUGAGACGGACAAUGGCUGAAGCUAUUCAGACCGGAGUUCAAGCUGGAGUUCAGGCCGCCCUCGCUGCAAACGCUGCAAACGCAGCAGACAACGCCCCCGUAGCUCCACGCCAACGCCAUAAUAACAACCCCAUCUUUGAAGAACGCGAUGACGACGACGUCCAAGCCAAUCCCUUCGGCGACAACAACCAGCACCGUCAUCAACCCCAGCAUCGACAACAUCAAUACCACAACGACGAAAAUCCACGAUGGUUAACGGGUAUCAAACUAGAUAUCCCGGAGUAUCAUGGUGGCUCACAACCAGAAGACUUACUUGAUUGGUUCGUUACGGCUGACGAAUUCCUAGAGUUCAAGGAGGUUCCAGCAAACAAACAAGUUUCCUAUGUAACGACGCGAUUCCGCAGCCACGCCGCCUCCUGGUGGAAUCAGGUUAAAUUAACACGGACUCGUCGUAGGAAGGAGAAGAUUCACUCAUGGGACAAAUUGAAAAAGCAUAUGCGAAAAACUUUCAUUCCAUACAACUUUGAGCGUCUCCUAUUCCAAAAGUUUCACAACAUUCGACAAGGAUCGCGCUCCGUUGAAGAUUAUGCUAAUGAAUUCUACCAGAUGCUGACGCGUGUGGAUAUUCAUGAUUCUGAGGACCAGCUUGUGGCUCGAUUUAUCGCAGGUCUCCUUUCUCAACUUCCGAAUAUGCUACAACAGUUUGAUCCAAGUUCCGUCGCGGAGGCACGUCAAAGAGCUUUGCUAGUCGAACAACAGACACGCUUAGGAGCUAACCAGUGGCCGGGGAACAAUCGUUCACGCAACACAGCAACCGCUGAUGACUCUAAGUCCACCACAGCUACGACAAACUCAACAGGCCAGAACCAAACAACACACCCGACAAACACUAUCACAGCAGCAGCCGAAGCUCGGCCUUCGCGUCCUAACGCACUCCGUUGCUUCACCUGUGGUGAGCGGGGCCAUAUACAGACGGCCUGUCCUAAUAAGAGUCGCCGUGGACUGAUAGCUACCAACCAGGAUUUUUUCGGCGACCCAAUUUAUGAUGAUGACGAAUUUCAGUGCGAGGAGGUCGAUGAAGAACAAGUUCAUGGCGAUACCGGAACUUUUCUAAUGUUACGCAGCAACUGUUUCGCCCCCAAAACCAAUGAAGCAUGGCAACGAACAUCCCUAUUUUCCUCGACAUGUACGGUCAAGGGAAAGGUUUGUCGCUUUGUGAUCGAUUCGGGAUGUUCAGCAAAUGUAGUAUCUGAAGAAGCUGUUCGAAAGCUCGCGCUCACAGCAGAAGCUCACCCCCAUCCUUACCGAUUGCUUUGGAUGCAAACAGAUGCAGAAGUCUACGUUUCUCAGCGAACGUUGCUCACUCUCUCUAUCGGUUCCUUCUAUAAGGACAAUUUAUAUUGUGAUAUCGCCCCUAUGGAUGUCUCACAUAUCAUACUCGGGCGGCCAUGGCAAUACGACAGAGAGGUAAUACACAAUGGCAAAACAAUGUUUGAGGGUCGCAAGAUUACGCUUCUACCAACACCAGACACAGAUCUUGCAAGCCCAAGCAACAGCCAACAGCCGCCACCACAGAAAAAUUUGUUGAUCAUCUCUCGAUCACAGUUUGAACUUGAACUACGUGAUUCCUGCUCGAUAUUUGCAUUAGUUGCCGUCCCACCGUCACCAACUCAGCAACAACCGUGGCCACCUGCUUUCUCGCCUAUUCUAAAGGAGUUUGAUGAUUUGUUUCCGGAAGACCUACCGGCUGGCUUACCACCGUUACGAGACAUCCAGCAUCAUAUUGAUCUUGUGCCCAACACGGUUCUACCUAACCGCGCACAUUAUCGUAUGAGUCCUGAGGAACACGAAGAACUUCGGCGACAAGUGGAAGAACUUCUUCUCAAAGGUUACGUCCGGGAAAGUAUGAGUCUCACCACACUUGACGCACAUCUGGGUCACUUGCGUGAUGUACUACUGGCUCUGCGCAAAGAGCAGUUAUACAUUGCUAAACACAAGUGUGAGUUUGGAGCAUCUGAAGUCUUGUUUUUGGGUUAUGUCGUGUCAUCUACGGGCUUAAGGUUGGAUCCGCAGAAGGUAGAAGCCGUCGCAUCAUGGCCUACACCGACCACGAUUUCCGAAGUCCGAAGCUUCCAUGGCCUCGCGUCUUUUUAUCGGCGUUUUAUACACAAUUUCAGUGCUAUAAUGGCCUCAAUCAUAGAUUGUAUGAAGGGCGAGUCAUUUACUUGGACCGCGGAGGCGUCGAUGGCAUUCUCCACCAUUAAAGUUAAGCUUACUACAGCUCCUAUUUUAGUGCUGCCCGAUUUUGAUUCUCCUUUUGAACUACACUGCGAUGCAUCAAAAUUAGGCAUCGGAGCACUACUCAGUCAGCAUGGACGACUUGUGGCGUUUUACAGCGAAAAGGUGGUGGGAGCUCGCGGACACUACGACGUCAAAUUCUAUGCAAUUGUUCAAGCCAUCAAGCAUUGGCGACACUAUCUGGCGCAUAAAGAGUUUAUCUUAUUCACGGAUCAUGUGGCCUUAAAGUGCUUAACGUUGAAGACGUCGGCUGUACCGACGCAUCCGUGGAGCGACAUCAGCAUGGACUUUGUUCUUGGUUUGCGGCGGACUCAACGUGGGAACGAUUCAAUCUUUGUCUUCGUUGAUCGUUUCUCCAAGAUGGUUCACUUCAUUUUGUGUCGAAAGACGACGGAUGCGGUUCAAGUUGCUCUAUUGUUCUUUCGCGAAGUCUAUAGGUUGCAUGGUCUGCCGCAUUCCAUAGUUUCUGAUCGCGAUUCGCGGUUCAUUAGUCAUUUUUGGAGGUCGCUUUGGAAGUUUUUUAAAAAAGGUUUGGAUAUGAGCUCUGCGUACCAUCCUCAAACUGAUGGUCAAACUGAAGUUGUCAAUCGCUCUUUGGGUAACAUUUUGCGGUGUCUGGUGGGUGAUAACCUCAGGUCUUGGGAUUCUUUACUUUGUCAAGCGGAGUUUGCCCACAACCAUGCACACAACAGGUCACUGGGCUUCAGUCCUUUUAAAGUCAUCUAUGGGAUCGUCCCUCACGGGCCUUUGGCUUUGUCGACAUUGCCUCAACCAGGCGAGUUUCAUGGCCGGGUGGUGGAUCUUAUUGACGAGCUUGCGGUGGUGCACGCUCGCGCCCAAGAUAAUCUUCAGGGCACUACUAUUAAGUAUAAAAGAGCCGCAGAUAAGCAUCGCCGCGAAGUGAAUUUUCAAGUGGGUGACCAAGUGUGGGCUGUGUUAACUAAAGAACGGUUUCCUGUUGGUCAGUACAACAAGUUGAAAGCUCGGAAAAUUGGUCCAGUGGAGGUUGUCGAAAGAAUUAAUGCGAACGCCUAUCGCCUAGCUUUACCUCCCCACGUCCAUACAGCCGACGUCUUCAACGUUAAGCACCUUUUCAAAUACGAACCUGAUGAUCACAUCCUUUCUGGAUUCGUGGACGAAUCGCUCGUAUGGGAGGGGACCUGA